Molecule: messenger RNA, 1122 nt
Organism: Alternaria postmessia
Lineage: Eukaryota; Fungi; Ascomycota; Dothideomycetes; Pleosporales; Pleosporaceae
Exons: 2
Coding region: 1-1122 (373 amino acids)
Molecular function (GO): hydrolase activity, hydrolyzing O-glycosyl compounds
Source: RefSeq, a predicted model, not a curated record
AUGAAGCUACUUUCAAUCCUCUCGCUAUGCGCAACUGCGGCGGCAUUACCUGCAACAUUUAGUCUAUCACCACGAGCCUCGAUCUCAAAAGCCGACGGCCUCAAGUUCAACAUCGAUGGUGUGACGAAGUACUAUGCUGGUACCAACUCUUAUUGGAUCCCUUUCUUGACGAACGACAAUGAUGUCGACGUAAUCAUGGGUCAUCUUGCUACGUCAGGCCAGAAAAUACUCAGAGUAUGGGGGUUCAACGACGUCAAAACCAUCCCUGGUUCUGGCACAGUAUACUUCCAGUCCUUCUCCGGAUCCUCUGCCACCAUAAAUACAGGUACAAACGGUCUCCAGCGCCUGGAUGCUGUAGUCAAAGCUGCGGAAAAGCACGGCAUCAAGCUCAUAAUCAACUUCGUGAAUAACUGGACCGAUUAUGGGGGUAUGGCCGCCUACUUCUCCGCCUGCGGCGUAAGCAGCAACGCACAAUGGUACACAGCGGCCAGAUGUCAGGGCAUGUACCAGAGUUACAUCAAAGCCGUCAUUGCCCGCUAUCGCAACUCCAAUGCUGUGUUUGCGUGGGAACUCGCCAACGAGCCGCGCUGUAAUGGCUGCCAGACGUCUGUCCUGACUGAAUGGAUCCGCAAGACGAGUAACUACAUCCGUUCUCUUGACUCAGACCACAUGAUCACCGUCGGCGACGAAGGCUUCGGUCUCCCGGGCGAUGGUUCCUAUCCUUACCAGUUUGGUGAAGGCAUAGAUUGGGAGGCAAACUUGAAGGUGGGAAACAUCAGUUUCGGUACCUUCCACCUCUACCCUGACAGCUGGGGCGUGAGCAAUGCGUUUGGCGACGGCUGGAUCAAGGCACAUGCGCAGAUUUGUAAGAAGCUCAACAAGCCGUGUUUGUUCGAAGAAUAUGGUGUGCCGAAGAAGGAAGAUCAUUGUCCGGUGGAGGGUGGCUGGCAAAAGACUAGUCUGUCGUUAAAGGAUAGUGGUAUGGCGGCGGAUUUGUUUUGGCAGCUGGGUGACACCGUGAAGAGUACUGGACAGCUGACGCAUGACGAUGGACACACGGUCUACUAUGGGAGUGCGGAUUGGAAGUGUCUGGUGGAUGACCAUGUCAAGGCUAUUGGGUAG